AUGCACAUGGGCAGCGGAGGCGCCGGAGUAUCUGGGAUCUCACUCAGAGCUAAGGGUCCCGAUCCUCUGUACAAGGCAGCUGGUGAGGGUCCCUGCGAGAAUCUCACCCCUGCGUUGGGUCCAGCGGGAGGACGCCCAGGCCCCUUUGCGAGCGAGCAUACCUGCAUUCCUCCACUCGCCCCCGCGUGCAGUCUGGCGCCUCCUGUGUGCGGGGCGCAGGCUGGGCACUGGGGACUGAGUCCGGACACCAUGUGCAGGCGGCUCCAGGGGCCCAGGAGCUUUCUGGGGGCGCGGGAACCUCGCGGAGCUGUGCGGCGAAAGUGCGGGCUGGGAGGUGUGCGAGCUGGGGUAGCGGCGGCAGCCUCGCUGGCUGGCGGGACCGAGGCCAGCCGCACCCCUGCGCCCUGGCUCCUGUCACCACGCGGCAGUCGGCAGCGCAAGCACAGACGCGGAUUUGGCGGGCACAGCGCCGGCCUUGCCAGGCGCGCGCUGAGCCAGCAGCAGCCACUUGGCAACCCUCGCAGGCCAUAUUGCCAACAGCAUCCCUGGCCCACAGCCCUCCCCCAGAUGGGCCGGCCCGCGGGGACAGGAUGGUGGAAUGUGGGCGCGCCAACACCCCCCUCCCCGCCUCCUGGGGGGCCUGCAGAGAGCUUCGGGGUCCCCGAGGGCCCUUUCAGAAGGGCAGGUCAGCCCUCGGUGCUGCAGUGUCCCGUCUACCAGGGGCGGAGGGGGCUCUGGAUUUCAGCACUGAACCUCGGGCCGUCCCAGGCAGACCAGGGUGGUGGUGCCCUUGGCCGGUGCUCAGUCCUGAGGGGCUUCCCUCCCCUCCUGCUGCCCCUGGUAGGCGCCCUGCCCGCCGCUGGCGCCUUCUCAGAGCCGGGCCUUCAAGACCCUGUGGCUGUUAGCUGCCCUGCUGAGCACACGGCUUGCCACCACUGCAAGCCUACAGAGGGCCGUGCUGGCACUGACCCCCGGACCACCGAGAGCACCGCCAUGGCCCUGGGCAUCUCCUCGGAGCUCUACCCAGGCUGCACAGAAGGCGUGUCCAGAGAAGUGGGCAGAGCCCAGAGGGGCCUGUGGUCCUCGACACACUGCCGUAGCCAGCCUGAACACCAGGACCCACCUGGUCGUUCUGUGGGGCCUGCAUCCAGCUCAGCCAGCACACAGCAGCUCGGGGACACUGCCACCCCCACCUGCGCGCCCUGGGGUGGCCCAGGCCCUGGGGUCAGCGCCCCCAGCCAUCCCCACCUGCGCGCCCUGGGGUGGCCCAGGCCCUGGGGUCAGCGCCCCCAGCCAUCCCCACCUGCGCGCCCUGGGGUGGCCCAGGCCCUGGGAUCAGCGCCCCCAGCAAUCCCCACCUGCGCGCCCUGGGGUGGCCCAGGCCCUGGGGUCAGCGCCCCCAGCCAUCCCCACCUGCGCGCCCUGGGGUGGCCCAGGCCCUGGGGUCAGCGCCCCCAGCCAUCCCCACCUGCGCGCCCUGGGGUGGCCCAGGCCCUGGGGUCAGCGCCCCCAGCCAUCCCCACCUGCGCGCCCUGGGGUGGCCCAGGCCCUGGGGUCAGCGCCCCCAGCCAUCCCCACCUGCGCGCCCUGGGGUGGCCCAGGCCCGGGGGUCAGCGCCCCCAGCCAUCCCCACCUGCGCGCCCUGGGGUGGCCCAGGCCCGGGGGUCAGCGCCCCCAGCCAUCCCCACCUGCGCGCCCUGGAGUGGCCCAGGCCCUGGGGUCAGCGCCCCCAGCCAUCCCCACCUGCGCGCCCUGGGGUGGCCCAGGCCCUGGGGUCAGCGCCCCCAGCCAUCCCCACCUGCGCGCCCUGGGGUGGCCCAGGCCCUGGGGUCAGCGCCCCCAGCCAUCCCCACCUGCGCGCCCUGGGGUGGCCCAGGCCCUGGGGUCAGCGCCCCCAGCAAUCCCCACCUGCGCGCCCUGGGGUGGCCCAGGCCCUGGGGUCAGCGCCCCCAGCCAUCCCCACCUGCGCGCCCUGGGGUGGCCCAGGCCCGGGGGUCAGCGCCCCCAGCCAUCCCCACCUGCGCGCCCUGGGGUGGCCCAGGCCCUGGGGUCAGCGCCCCCAGCAAUCCCCACCUGCGCGCCCUGGGGUGGCCCAGGCCCUGGGGUCAGCGCCCCCAGCCAUCCCCACCUGCGCGCCCUGGGGUGGCCCAGGCCCGGGGGUCAGCGCCCCCAGCCAUCCCCACCUGCGCGCCCUGGGGUGGCCCAGGCCCUGGGGUCAGCGCCCCCAGCAAUCCCCACCUGCGCGCCCUGGGGUGGCCCAGGCCCGGGGGUCAGCGCCCCCAGCCAUCCCCACCUGCGCGCCCUGGGGUGGCCCAGGCCCUGGGGUCAGCGCCCCCAGCCAUCCCCACCUGCGCGCCCUGGGGUGGCCCAGGCCCUGGGGUCAGCGCCCCCAGCCAUCCCCACCUGCGCUACAAGCAAAGGGAUCGACUGGGCUACUGGCCUCCUCCAUAA
Molecule: messenger RNA, 2451 nt
Organism: Loxodonta africana (African savanna elephant)
Lineage: Eukaryota; Metazoa; Chordata; Mammalia; Proboscidea; Elephantidae
Product: basic proline-rich protein-like
Exons: 6
Coding region: 1-2451 (816 amino acids)
Source: RefSeq, a predicted model, not a curated record